AUGAAAACCAUUGGAAUUGUUGGUGGAAUUGGGUGGCCGAGUACGGUUACUUACUACCGUGUUAUCAACGAGCUGACCUCCAAGCAUAUGGGAGGGCCUGGUACGCACUGUGCUGAACUGGUUCUCGUUCAAACAGAUUUUCAUCUGUUGGAGCGGUUGGUGCAAGAUGGACGAUGGGAGGAAGUUGCAAAUUCCUUGGUCGCCCUAGUCAAGAGGCUACAGUCCGCUGGGGCCGACUUCUUCAUCAUACCCUGCAAUACGUUCCACCUCGUUGCACCCCAGAUAGAAAGCAAGGUUGACCUGCCCAUGGUCCACAUAGUGGAUGCGACUGCAAGGAAGAUUACCCAAGAGGGGUACAAAACUGUUGGUUUGAUCGGGAGCCGAUACACCAUGACUCGAGACUACUUUAUUGGCCCCUUAGUCUCACAGUACGGCCUCACAGUACUGGUGCCGGAUGAGGACCAAUGCAACGAAAUCUCUCAAGUCCUUCGAAGUCAGCUCUUGCAGGGCAUUUUCCUUUCCGACACGAGAAGUCUCUUUAUGGAUGCAAUAACCGGCCUUGCUGGCCGCGGCGCACAGGCCGUCAUCCUCGGAUGUACCGAGAUUGGUCUUCUCGUUCAAGAUGAGCAUAGUUCGGUUCCACUUAUUGAUACCGCUAUCGCACAUGCCGAAGCCACCGUUGAGAUGGCUCUGGGGGGUUGA
This is a messenger RNA of Penicillium robsamsonii, 702 nucleotides long. RefSeq names its product aspartate/glutamate racemase family protein. The transcript has a single exon. The record is from RefSeq and is a predicted model, not a curated record. Gene Ontology annotation, molecular function: amino-acid racemase activity. Lineage: Eukaryota; Fungi; Ascomycota; Eurotiomycetes; Eurotiales; Aspergillaceae. The coding region runs from base 1 to 702 and encodes 233 amino acids.